This is a messenger RNA of Rhopalosiphum maidis (corn leaf aphid), 1224 nucleotides long. It is a transcript of the gene mora, whose product is annotated as cysteine and histidine-rich domain-containing protein. Lineage: Eukaryota; Metazoa; Arthropoda; Insecta; Hemiptera; Aphididae. The coding region runs from base 100 to 1140 and encodes 346 amino acids. The transcript has 6 exons. The record is from RefSeq and is a predicted model, not a curated record.
UUUUUUGCAUUUUGUGCAUUUACCUCGUUGCCUUUUGAAAUAAAAUAUAUUAUUUUACUUUCUUUUGUUUAAGCAUUUAAGUUAAUUAAUCAAAAAAUAAUGUGUGACGAUUCAAAUUUGAUUUUGUGCUAUAACCGAGGAUGUGCUGUGAAAUUUGAUCAAGUUAAUAAUCUUGAAGAUUCUUGUGUAUAUCAUCCAGGUGACCCUUUUUUUCAUGACGCCUACAAAGGAUGGUCGUGCUGUAAAAAGAAAUGUACCGAUUUUACUGAGUUUCUUAACAUAAAGGGCUGCACAAAAGGUUACCAUAAUGGUAAAAAGCCAAAAGAGCCUGAAAAGUAUGUACCAGAUAAGGGUACCAAAGAUGAUAUCAUUGAAUAUCAUGCUCCAAAACCAGUUUCAUUACCAAGACCAUCAGCUAAUUUGCCAUUGGAAAACAUGAAACCUACUAUUUCUUCUACUCUUAUACAACAAAUGGCUUCUACUACUAUUAGCAAUACUAAUGGAAAUGAAACAAACAGUUUAACUGACAUUUCAAUUGGUACUAUGUGUAAAAACAAUGGAUGUAAACAGGCUUAUGAAGGUGCUGGCAAAGGUAAUCUUUCGUGUAACCACCAUCCCGGUAUACCUAUAUUCCACGAGGGUAUGAAAUAUUGGUCGUGUUGUAAUAAAAAGACGUCAGAUUUCAAUGCAUUUUUAGAACAAGUCGGGUGUUCACAAGGAGAACAUUGUUGGAUCAAGGAAACUAAAACUCAAGGACAAACUAACUGCCGUUUAGAUUGGUUUCAGACUGGACCGUGGGUUGUAUUAUCAAUUUUUGCCAAGAAAUAUGAUCCGAAUAUUUCUUUUGUGAAAUUGUCACCUGUAAAACUAUCUGUGGAAUUAUACUUUCCUUCUGAUAAUUCAUUGUUUUCUAAAACCAUGGAACUAUAUGGGAUUGUCGAUGUUAAUACAAGUUGUGUGUCUAUGUUGCCUACAAAAGUUGAAAUAAAACUUAAAAAAGCAGAACCAAUAUCAUGGGGAAUGUUGGAAUAUCGGAAGCAUAAAUCUUUAAGUACAAAUCAAUCUACAAAUUUAGAAACAAAUGUCAAAAAUGAAAAUGAAAAUAACUCAGUUGAAAGUGUUGACCUUGGGGAUCUUUAAUUGAUGAGAUUUAUUGAAUUUAUUUUUAACUUUUGGAUUAAUAUUUAUCAUUACAACAAUUAUCUAUAAACCUGAUACCAAAAU